ACGACUGAACUCGUACGAAUUCGUAUGAAUUGGCCACUAAACUGACAAAACGUAAAAUACUUACGUUUUCUCGUGAGAUCAGGCUGGUUUAACAAAUAUCUGUAUACUUGAAUUAGGGCUGCGACGCAGUGGGUAGUGCUGUUGCCUCACAGCAAGAAGAUACCUGGUUCGAGCCCCGGCUGGAUCUGCUCCUCCUCCUUCAGUGAAGCCCCUCCUCUGUUGAAGCUCCUCCCCCUCCUCCUCAGCUAUAUAUACUGGAAGACUAGCAUCCAUUAGGAAGAAUUGAAAUCUGCAAAGACAGAGUUUAUUGAAGGACAGAGAGAACAUGAGUGAUCCAGAACCCUGCAGAAUUGAACUGGAAGACACUGAAGAACGACCAGACCUUAUUGUUGAGGAUGAGGAGAGCGAAGAGGAAACCCUGGUAAAAGCUAAGAAGACACCUCAUUUACUGACUGAAGGUACUUUUUUAAUGGAAAGUAGAGACAAGAAGUGUUUUACCUGCAGUCAGUGUGGAAAGAGUCUGAGAUCCAAAUUCAGUCUUAAGCUUCACAUGAUGAUCCACACUGGAGAGAAACCGUUCAAAUGCACUCCGUGUGGGAAGAGAUUCGCACGACCAUCAACACUUUAUCAACACAUGAAGAUCCACACUGGAGAGAAGCCACACAAGUGUGAUCACUGUGGAAAAACAUUUUUGAGCUCUUCAGAUUUAAAGGUCCAUCUCCGAGUACAUACAAAUGAGAAGCCUUAUCCAUGUUCUGAGUGUGGAAAGAGUUUUACACAGCGGGCAAGUUUAAGACAACACCAGAAGAUCCACACUGGUGUGAGAGAGUAUAUGUGCUUUGAGUGUGACAAGACUUUUAUUACAGCUGGACAAUUGAAACUGCACCAGAGGAUUCACACUGGAGAGAAACCUUACAAGUGUUCACACUGCGACAAGAGAUUCAGUCAGUCAGGAAGCCUGAAAACACAUGAGAGGAUUCACACUAGAGAGAAGCCACACAAGUGUGAUCACUGUGGAAAAACUUUUUUGAGCUCUUCAGAUUUAAAGGUCCAUCUCCGAGUUCUUACAAAUGAGAAGCCUUAUCCAUGUUCUGACUGUGGAAAGAGUUUUACACAACAGGCAAGUUUAAGACAACACCAGAAGAUCCACACUGGUGUGAAGGAGCAUAUGUGUUUUGAGUGUGAGAAGACUUUUACUACAGCUGGAGAAUUGAAACUGCAUCAGAGAAUUCACACUGGAGAGAAACCGUACAAGUGUUCACACUGCGACAAGAGAUUCAGUCAGUUAUCAAACCAGAAGACACAUGAGAGGAUUCACACUGGAGAGAAACCUUAUAAGUGUUCACACUGCAGCAAGAGAUUUGGUCAGUUAUCAAACCUGAAGACACAUGAGAGGGUUCACACUGGAGAGAAACCGUACUCAUGUGAUCAGUGUCUGAAGAGAUUCACACAUUUGUUUCAGCUUAGGAAACACAUGAAACUCCACACUGAAUAAAGCUGCACAAUGCAGCAGGACAUGUUCUCAUGUGCUAAGGACGUUUUGUUUCUGAAUUUCAGAAAAUACUGGUCUAACCAUUUGUUUUGAGUAUUAUCUUUUAAUCAAUAAAGUUUUUUUACUCUGA
Molecule: messenger RNA, 1622 nt
Organism: Danio aesculapii
Lineage: Eukaryota; Metazoa; Chordata; Actinopteri; Cypriniformes; Danionidae
Product: zinc finger protein 501-like
Exons: 3
Coding region: 326-1495 (389 amino acids)
Biological process (GO): regulation of transcription by RNA polymerase II
Cellular component (GO): nucleus
Molecular function (GO): DNA-binding transcription factor activity, RNA polymerase II-specific; RNA polymerase II cis-regulatory region sequence-specific DNA binding
Source: RefSeq, a predicted model, not a curated record